AUGGCAAAACAAAUUCUUGUAGUGGGAAUAAAUACGGUUGGUAAAACGAGCGUUAUUCAAGGAUUAGCGGAAGAAAGUAAUACAAACAAGCCUUUGAAUGAAGAUGUGUUUCAUCAACCUGAAAAUAGAAUAUUGUUGGAAAGAGAAAAGCAUCAAUACUGUUUCAUCGAAAUGGCUGGUCUUGCAGAAGCGAUCAAAAGCAAAGAGGACGAAGAUUACAAGGUUAAUCUUCUGUACUCUUUAUUAGAAUUUAAAAAAUGUCAAAUAGAUCUGAUCAUCUUUGUAACACGUAGUGGUACGAUUCAUUCUAAUGAUCGAGACAUGUAUGUAUUGAUAGCAUCGAUCAUGCCCGACACACCUAAGAUUUGUGUUGUCACCGGUUGUGAGAACGAAUUUGAUAUGAAUCAGUGGGCUAAAGCAAAUGAAGCACAUUUUACGCGAAAUAAUAUGGUGUUUCAACAAAUUUUAGGCACAUGUUUUGGACGUGGCGGUCGUUUUGAGAAGGUUUUCGGUCCCUUGCGAAAGGAAUCCAGCAUACAUUUAUGGAAUUGCAUAAACAGUCUUCUAGAUGAUAAUGCAGCUAGUUCUGAUAUCAAAUCGAUAGAAGCAACCACAACUCCUGUCACCAAAACAGAUCCACAAACACCAGCGAAUUCAAAUAACAUAUACAAUGAAAAUAGUAACCCUAAAAAACGCUCAUUUUUUUAUUUUAAAAAAACACCAUCCUCUGUCGCGCAGCAAGUAAAAACUGAAUAA
Molecule: messenger RNA, 756 nt
Organism: Adineta ricciae
Lineage: Eukaryota; Metazoa; Rotifera; Eurotatoria; Adinetida; Adinetidae
Source: the annotation of a GenBank genome assembly